This is a messenger RNA of Notolabrus celidotus (New Zealand spotty), 7828 nucleotides long. Its product is annotated as IQ motif and SEC7 domain-containing protein 3-like. Lineage: Eukaryota; Metazoa; Chordata; Actinopteri; Labriformes; Labridae. Gene Ontology annotation, molecular function: protein binding; guanyl-nucleotide exchange factor activity. Gene Ontology annotation, biological process: actin cytoskeleton organization; regulation of ARF protein signal transduction. The record is from RefSeq and is a predicted model, not a curated record.
AGAGAGAGAGAGAGAGAGAGAGAGAGAGACUACCCAACCCUGGCAGAGCGUACAGGCGUCAGACGGCGGCCACAGCAUCCCGGUUACGCACCGUUCAGAGGCCUCAUCGACGGUUCGCAGCGCCAGAACAUCCGAAGACGGAGUGACACACAGCCGGGCACACGGCCACAGCUACAGUCAGUGAUGGAGAGCCUGCUGGAUAAUCCAAUGAAAGCCGUUCUUUACCUGAAGGAACUCACCACCAUCGUCCAGAACCAGCAAAGCCUGAUCCAGACGCAGCGCCAACGCAUCGACGAGCUCGAGCGGAAGGUGGAGGACCUGAUCGGAGAGAACCGGCAGCUUCGGGACCCUCACCACUACGUCCAGCAGCAGCCCGCUCAGCAUCACCACCACCACCACCCCCACCCUCCACAACAUCACUCGACCCACCGCAGCGCCAGUCCCCAAGCACCGGCCCACCUCCAUCAGCACCCGGGGAAAGCUGCGGCGCAUCUCGGCCAGCAGGCGCAGCAGCAGCAGGCGCAGCAGCAGCAGCAGCAGCAGCCGCCUCUACCGCAGCAUCCGCAGCAGAUUCCCGGGCUCUCCGCCCAGCCUCAGCAGCACCAGAGCGCCCCUGCGCCGUCCUCCCACCACCCGCAGCAGCUGCAGCUCGUGCCCACUUCGCCGCAGUCUCCUAAAGCGAGCCAAGGAAGCCCGGACUCCGGAGAGGAGGACAAGAGGAGUCCCUGCUGCAAGUCUCUGGUUCCGCAGACUCCGACCACGCUCUGCCGCUCCGUUGGACUGGCCAGGAAAGCGGACAACCAGACAGUGCUUCACCAGUUCUGCUGCCCUGCCCCUGAUGCCCCUGAGGGGGAAACCUCUACCGCCUGUGUCCCCAGCGAUGACCCUUCUCCAGAACCGUCUUUGGGGGAGGAAGGGAAGGGAGGAGAGGGGGAACUGCAGAGUGAGGUCCAGGCACAACCACAACAACAGCCGGAGCAACAGCCACAAGAGAUUCAGCCACCAACCCAACCGCCACAGCCCAAAUCUGAGCCUGAACCGCAGCCUGAAACCAAACCUGAGCCAGAACCUGAACCAAAACCACAACCUGCAACUGAGCCUAAGCCAGAGCCCAUACCUGAAUCUGAACCUGAACCUGAACCUGAACCUGAACCUGAACCUGAAUCUGAAUCUGAACCCGAACCCGAACCCGAACCCGAAGUUGAAUCUCCGAUUGAGGAAGCAGCACAAGAAGCCCCUGAAUCCCCUUUGCCUUGCAGACAGGACCCAACUGUGGUAGAGCAAGAGACCAAAAAGUCAGAGGAAGUUGUUGAGGAAAAGAGAAGACAAGAUGUCGACGAGACUCAGGCCAAUGUGACGCAGGAAGAAGAGGAGGAGGAAGGGGGAGGAGCUAAAGGAGGUGGGGCGGGGAGGAGAGCCAGCCUGCAUCACACUGCCUCUCCCUUGAGGGUGCAACGCAACGGGGCCGGCUCGCAUUCGGCCACUUCCGACUAUGAGCUCUCACUUGACCUCAAAAAUAAGCAGAUCGAAAUGUUAGAGCACAAAUACGGUGGCCACCUCAUCUCCCGUCGUGCUGCCUGCAAGAUCCAGACCGCCUUCCGCCAGUACCAGCUCAGCAAGAACUUCGAGAAGAUCCGCAAUUCGCUGCUGGAGAGUCGUCUACCUCGACGGAUCUCCCUGCGCAAGGUCCGUGUGCAAAACACAGAAGGUUUCUCUGCUGAACGGGCCCUGGCAGAAGGCUGCAACUUGGCAGGCAUCCCGCUGGUGCGCUCACCAUCUCUGCCUGCCACAGUUGGUGGCAACCUGACCGACCUCGAAGACUCUUUCACGGAACAGGUUCAGUCUCUAGCAAAGUCCAUAGACGACGCACUUAGCAACUGGAGUUUGAAGACAAUGUGUUCACUGCAAGAAGGCGGUACCUACCAGUUCAGUGCUGAUUCCUUCAGUGCAGCGGGAAUAGGAGGUGGAGGAGAAGGCGGUGGUGUGGGAGAAUCUACGAUGUCCCAAGGCACGCUGGACCCAAGUGACCUGUCGAGGAGUGCAAGCAAGCUGAUGAUGGCGUUCCGAGAUGUGACCGUGCAGAUUGACAGCCAGAAUAUCCGGGUUUCAUCCUCAGUCAUGGAAUCGUCAUCCGUCACCCUCGGCAGCUGCGUCCAACAAGAAGGACCCCACAGCACUGUCACAACUUCUUCCACAACAACAAACUCCACCCCAGCCUUUAAUCCUCUAUCCACCUCACAAGAACCCCCUCCUCCUCCUGCAGAAGCCCCAGUUGAACCUAUAGAUCCCCCUCCACCCCCACAAGAACCCCCACCUCCCCCAGAAUCACAACUAGAAGGAGAGGACCAGGAUCAGGAUGUUGAAUUCCCUGCUCCUCCUCCAAGUGAAGAGGAGCUAGAGGAUUUGCAACCUCCCCUAACCCCUCUUGAUAAGAUGGCCGCCCCUUUAUUUCCAGAGGGGAAUAUGAUGGCAGCACCACCACCCGCAGUACUCCCUCACGCCCCGCAACCACAGGAGGCUGUACUGCUGGGAAUCUCGCCUGUGGUGGAGCCACUAGAGGUCAAAAGGAGUGGCUCUGAGACAGCAGACAACAGCUCAGAGCAGAUGAGUAGCAGUAGCACAUCAACAGAGGCACGCUCCACAUCUGAAGCCUCAUCCAAGGAAGCACUGCAGGCCAUGAUCCUAAGCCUGCCACGCUACCACUGUGAGAACCCCGCUAGCUGUAAAUCACCCACUCUGUCCACUGACGUCAUGCGAAAACGCCUCUACCGCAUUGGCCUCAACCUCUUCAAUGUAAACCCUGACAAGGGCCUUCAGUUCCUGAUCUCUCGAGGCUUCAUACCAGACACACCUAUCGGCGUGGCCCACUUCCUGCUACAAAGAAAGGGUCUGAGUAGACAGAUGAUAGGAGAGUUCCUCGGAAACAGCAAGAAGCCCUUCAACAGAGAUGUCCUUGAUUGUGUGGUGGAUGAAAUGGAUUUCUCAGGCAUGGAGCUGGAUGAAGCACUGAGGAAGUUUCAGGCCCACAUUCGUGUCCAGGGAGAAGCCCAGAAGGUGGAACGUCUUAUCGAGGCCUUCAGUCAACGCUACUGCAUGUGCAAUCCUGACAUUGUGCAGCAGUUCCAUAACCCAGACACCAUCUUCAUCCUGGCCUUCGCCAUUAUUCUGCUCAACACUGACAUGUACAGUCCCAACAUCAAGCCUGACCGCAAGAUGAUGUUGGAGGACUUUAUACGCAAUCUGAGAGGCGUGGAUGACGGAGCAGACAUCCCAAGAGACAUGGUGGUGGGAAUCUAUGAGAGAAUACAACAGAGGGAGCUACGCUCUAACGAAGACCACGUCACCUACGUCUCCAAGGUUGAGCAGUCCAUUGUGGGCAUGAAAACGGUUUUGUCUGUCCCGCACAGAAGACUGGUGUGCUGCAGUCGACUGUUCGAGGUGACGGAUGUCAACAAGGCCCAGAAACAGGCAGCGCAUCAGAGAGAAGUCUUCCUUUUCAAUGAUCUCAUUGUGAUCUUGAAGCUUUGUCCAAAGAAGAAAAGUUCUGCAGCGUACACUUUCUGCAAAGCUAUGGGCCUACUUGGCAUGCAGUUUCACCUGUUUGAAAAUGAAUACUACCCUCACGGCAUCACCAUCCUCUCACCCUUCGGCUCAGACAAGAAGCAGGUACUAAACUUUUGCGCGCAAAGUGCCGAAGAGCUGCUCAAAUUUGUAGAAGACCUGAAGGAGUCAAUCGCGGAGGUGUCAGAGAUGGAGCAAAUACGCAUAGAGUGGGAGCUGGAGAAGCAGCAGGGAGCCAAGACUCACUCAGUGAAGAACAACGGCACACAGCUCGAGCUGCGCGGCAAACAGGGCUCCCCUUCAGGAAACCAAGAGAUAGAUGACAGAAGUGGACACAAUGCAGUAGAGGUGUCAAUUCACAACAGGCUUCAGACGUACCAGCUCAGCAGCAGCACGGCUCAGAGUCCCGAGAGCGUGGCCCUUCUUAACCACCGGGGGGAGCUGCUUUUUCAGCAGGUGCCCCAGGCUCUGACCCAGGGGCCCCCACCCCAACACCCGCAGCUGCAGUCUGCAGCGAGCACCCCUGCCCACCAUCUCCACCACCUCCACCACCAGCCUGCUGUCAGCAUGGCCGACCUGCGGCCCGAGACGCUCAUCCAGUGUCAGCAGAUCGUCAAGGUCUUCAUGCUCGACAACAGCGGCCACGGACGCAUGGAGGCCUUCCUCAGCCAGACGCCCACGCACCACCACUACCAGCACCACCAUCACCACCACCAACACCAACACCAGCUCAGUCAAUCGGCCAUGUCCACUCCAGUCCGUUCGCCGGACAGCUCCUAUGGCAAUGAUGGCCACCAGCCCCCGCUGCCUCCUCCGCCUCCGCCUUAUAACCACCCACACCAGUAUAUCCCACCUGACCCCCACCUCAGUCUACACCGGACCCCCAGUGGCUCUCGGAGCAUGGUGUAAAUAAAUGAAUUAGUAUCUUUCCUCCCAACACAGACAUGCCCACUCAAUUCCUCACAAAUCCACCCCCUUCUCUACUUAUUUAAAAGUACAUAAUGUACAUAUAUACAUACAGAGCUAUAAAAAAUAAAUCUCACUUAUAUGCAUAUAUUUAAGGAAAAAACAAACAAGGGAAUAAAGAUUUUAAAAGAGAUACGGAGAAAUAACGUGCAUAUAUAUAAAAUUCUACUUGAUUCCACAUGUAUUUUGAAAUAUUAUGUAGUUUUAACAAAUUUCUAUACUACUUUUUGUCAGUUUUAACUCUUGCUAGAGAAAUCACAUUAUCAGUUCCUGGAUGGAUGGAUUCCUCGUGGUCCCAUAAGUCAACGACAACAACAAUAACAACGAAAAUAUGUGAAUCAUACAACUUUUUUGUGGGGGAAUGUGAUGGAUGGACUCUCAAAGGAACUUUUCGCGCUUUUAUCGUCCCAAACCUCAUGCCUACUGUGCUAUAUGUGCGCCUGCGCGCAUAGCUGACACUUAACUGAAAACAUGUGCCAAAUACAUACACCUCCACUCAACACUGACUUCUUUGCACUUGACUUAACGCUAGGGCUAGAAGAAAAUAAAAAAAGUUAAAAACGUUGUUCUGCUUUGAGAAAAAAAUAGCCCCUUCAGGCUUCUCCCUCAAGGAGGAGCACAAAAAAGAAAACAAAUAGCAAAACUCUUAUUUCAUAAAAACCCAUGUUCCUGUUUGCGCUGUUGCCGAUUUAUUCACAUGAUAGAGAGCCUUCCUGUGGAUAGAAAAAAACAUCCUCUGAUAAGCUGUGUUUGUUCAUCAUCCUUCUCUUCUUUAAUGUUGUGGCUCUCUAUCAUUAGAAAACACUCAUGGAUCAUUCGACAGGAAAGAAAGGCUACCAAUCAUGUGGAUUGCUGCCACGCCAAAAGUCCGCCCAGAAAACUCCUGUUGAUUGUUGUCCACACAUCUCUGAUGACUCAAACCAGGAGCUAUUGCCACAUUUAUCCACUGAUAAAGCGGAAGUCGUUUUUUGAGAUUGUUUGAGCUGCUUUUUGACUUUUUGAGAAUAAUUCAGUAUCCAUUUGAAUCCUUUUUGAACAACACUGUGCUGUCUGCUGUUGUUUAAGAAAUGCUUCUUCGCUCUUACAGGAAACGGCCAUGAUAUUUCCAUGGGGAUUAUUCUGCCCACAGCUGUAAAAUGUCAAGAUCUGUGUUUAUUUUAAUAUUCCACUUUGGUGCGUUCCCCAUAAAAACAUCCAGACUUUAUGUCUUUAUGUCGGUACAACUCCCAGGUUUCCUCAAUCGUCCUAACCUUUCAGUGUGACAUUUUCAAGCCACACAAGCAGCUUCCAUUGCAAAUGCUGGCAUUAUUUAAUGGUAUUGUUUGUGCUGUUGGCUAGCCUGCUUUAAAUAAGAAUGGGACAAAAAGAAUGCAUUAUCUGAUCUCCUUUUUCUCUCACAGCCCAGCUUAAAAUGUAAAUACCACAUUUUGAGCGGCGUCAGAAAGGACAUGCAAGCUACCUUUAGCCCCGUCAAAAUGCUACUGUCCUUCAUUCUGAAAUAGGUCAGCCUGAGCGCGUCCAUCUUUAAAACAUAAGCCCCAGCAGGUAUUGUUGGAAUGGAUGUGCGGUUAACUCUGCUCCCAUCUGACCCCCAUCUGUCUGAUUUGUUGAUUUAUAAUCACACAGCCGCUGCGGGGAGGUCUCUAUCUCAUCUUUCUGUCCUUUUCCACUACGGAUUUCACCCUGUGGAGAGGCAGAGGGUGCAGAUAAAACAAUCAGCUGUUCUGGCUGAUGAGUAUGUGCGAGUGUGUUUGACCUUCUCAGAGCAGCAUCCAAACUUUGCUGUAAACAACGCCAACCUAAGCCCUACUGUUCAAACUGCAAUUUGUGUGUGUGUGUGUGUGUGUGUGUGUGUGUGUGUGUGUGUGUGUGUGUGUGUUAACACUAUGUUCAGGAAUUAGUGCUUUUUCAAUGAAAAUAUUUGCCAUAUGCUAACCUUAUGCUAACAAAUAGUACAGCAAUUGUAGGUUUUAAAUUGUUGGAUGAUGAUUGUAUGAUUUCUCAUUUGUUUGUUUUAACUUCCAGAUGUAUUGUGAUUAUUUUUUCUCAUGCAUGUAAUCUCUUUUCAGGCCUAUAGGAUCCUUAAUACCCCUGAUAUUUUGUGCAUGAAUGAGCAAAGAUUUUUUAUGCUUUAGUGAAACUGACAGUGAACACCUCUUGAAACUAGAGCUGGGCGAUAUUACAAAAGAUUAUAUCGCAGUAAUUUUUUUCAUAUUAGUCGAUAUCGAUAAGUAUCACAAUAAAAAAAUGUAUAUAUAGUAAAUUUAAAAGGCAGAUUUUUGCUCCGGCGUGAAAGUUGAAGACGGUUUAAGUCUUUUAUGUAAGAUUUUUGUGAAGUUUUAGUUUGUAGAUUCUAAUUUUUCUCCGGUUGAGAUGAUUUGCAUAAUCAGAAUUAUUUACCCACUUCCUGAAAUUUAUUUUAUUAAGUGUGUCUAACUCUGAGUCAGCAGUGUUAGAGUAACGACUCUGCUUUGAGCUGGUAGGUUUUGUGUUUCCUUCAGUGUCGCUGUCACUCGUUUCAGCUCUGUUUACAUUCCACUCCAAAUGUCUUUAGCCCUGCCUACCCGUUACCCUACGUCAUGAUUGGCUGUUCAAUGCCAUCUUCUUAUUCUUCUGUCUAACGUGGGUGGCAACUAGUAUUUAAGACACUUUAGCGCCCCUUCCCUUUCCAGUGGCUGGGGGGUGUAAUUACAGGUUUAAAUAUAUCAAACUUUUAUCGAACAUUUCUUAUAUUUAUAUUGAGAAAAAUUAUACCACAAUAAUUAUCGUUAUCGAAUUAUCGCCCAGCCCUACUUAAAACAGAUAAAUUGAUCUACAGUGGCAAAAAUUAGGUCAGACCAUCUCUGUCUCCCUGCCUUUCACUACCCUUUGUUUGUGUCUGCACAGUUUUUCCUACUUGACAAUGUGUUCCAGCGUUUUUCAAAGGAAGGAGGACAUGCUCUGUGUGCAAUUAAAGGAGUAUGAGGCACACUGAGUCUAUGUUUGAAAGGAAACCAAUGUAGCAUUCUGCAGCAUAAUGAUAUGAAAGUGGCUAACUUUCAUAAAGAAACUGAAAAAAAGGGCUCUGCCAUACCAGUGCACUGCAUCAUGAAUGACGUGUGAAUCUUUUGUCUGGCUCUACAACACUGUGUUUGCUCAUACUAGUUUAAAAAGUAACAAAAUAAGUGGACAGGUGAAGGGAAAGGUAGGUGGAAACUGAGUGUAACAGAUAUGAACCAUCACUUUCCUCAGUUGGCUUUGAUUCCCUAACUGUCUUCGCAGUAUAUCAACAUGCUAUUAAAGAUGAUUCAAGUCUAUUCAC